AUGCAUUUGGGGCGGGCCAAUGCGGGGGUGGGGAGGGAACGGACGGACGGACGGACGGACGGACGGGGAGAGAAGGAAACUCUAUUAAUAUCUAUCUAUCUAUCUAUCUAUCAUCUAUCUAUCUAUCUACCACAGUCUAUUAAUAUCUAUCUAUCUAUCUACCACAGUCUAUUAAUAUCUAUCUAUCUAUCUAUCUAUCUACCGCAGUCUAUUAAUAUCUAUCUAUCUACCGCACUAGCUAUCUACCAAAGUCUAUUAAUAUCUAUCUACCUACCACAGUCUAUUAAUAUCUAUCUACCAAAGUCUAUUAAUAUCUAUCUAUCUAUCGAUCCAUCUAUCUAUCACAGUCUAUUAAUAUCUAUCUAUCUACCACAUCUAUCAAUAUCUAUCUAUCUACCACCGUCUAUUAAUAUCUAUCUACCACCGUCUAUUAAUAUCUAUCUACCACAGUCUAUCAAUAUCUAUCUAUCUACCACAGUCUAUUAA
Molecule: messenger RNA, 486 nt
Organism: Acanthosepion pharaonis
Lineage: Eukaryota; Metazoa; Mollusca; Cephalopoda; Sepiida; Sepiidae
Source: the annotation of a GenBank genome assembly